This is a messenger RNA of Zasmidium cellare ATCC 36951, 1908 nucleotides long. RefSeq lists its product as uncharacterized. Lineage: Eukaryota; Fungi; Ascomycota; Dothideomycetes; Mycosphaerellales; Mycosphaerellaceae. The record is from RefSeq and is a predicted model, not a curated record. Bases 1 to 1908 code for a protein of 635 amino acids. The transcript is spliced from 10 exons.
AUGAAAGACUCGAAGGGCAAGGCUAUCAGCUAUGCGCCCCUGCCGGUCUACGCAGAGAGGAAAUGCGCUCAUGAGAUGGGCAAGGACAUGGUCGGUUCGUAUUAUACCUUCCCAAUGACGAUCAGCGAAGACGUGGUCCCAAAGUUGGCAGAAAUGACCAUCCUAUGGCAGAAAAGGAAGAAUGCAUUCACUGUCGACCGAAAUGCAGUCACGAUCGGCGCGGACGACUUACUGCAUCUUGUGGCGUGGGAGAGGGCGAGCCCUGAGACACCCUCAUACGAAACCAAAACGACGAAGAAUCGUGAAUCCUUCGCCUGGGCUUCCUUCGCUCUCAAUAUUAUGCGGAAGUAUCAAAUGGAUUGCUCUUCUGGCCAUUGCGAACCGGUAUUCCCAGGGGCUGAUGAUUCUCAAGCCGAAGGCUGGAGGUCGACACGAGAAGAUCCGAACGUGUACCCAAGUUCCUGUCUCAGGCAGCUAGAUCCCAACAAUCCCGUCUCUACCAUCUUCGAUCCCGACGCAGGCGAACGUGACACGCGACAUGCGCUCAACAAGAUCUGGCUUCACAUCAAUCAACUGAACACCGGUGUGAUCGGCCAGAUUAGCGACGAAGCAUAUGAGGGGAAUGUCGACACGAGGAAGCUCAUGGCGGCUUUCUGGGCGAUCUAUUCUCGACCUCAGCCGGCUGAUACAUUCAGGCCACAGGGCGUCUAUAAGGCGAAGUUGAAGGAAGUCAGAACGCGAUAUGACGACCUCAGAAAAGCAAUCGCGAAAGUCGAACCCGAUUCCAAGAAGAAGCCCAAGCUGUUUUGCGACACCACGUAUCAAGUCAUGCAACAGGCAAAUUUCCCUGCCCGCGAUCACAGAGGUAGGGAAAUCAGGGAUAGGAUGACUGACCAGGUCAUCACGCUGCGAGAGUGGGAGACACAACAUGGCCGCAACUUCGAUAAUAAUUGGUACUUCUGGUUCGAGUUUGCCCGCGAGCGUGGCUACAUGGUCUUCCAAAAGAGCACCUGGCCACCACUAGACGCCAAUCGAAACUACCCAUGGCCUCUCGAUCCUCGAACGAACCAGCCCUCCAUCUGCCAAAUCAGGGGCGUCGACGGCUUCACCUGGACAUACGACGAGCUGCCCGAAGACGAUGACCACGGCACCGACGCAUGGAUCUACAAACCUCACAUCGCACUAUGCCCUCGCAGUUUCCAACAAUCGCAGUACAGGAGUUACGAUAUCAAGACGGCACCACAACCUGAGGGAACACAUCUCGAUACGAUGGGGAUCGUGGCUUUGACGUUUUAUCACGAGCUCUUCCACUUCACCGAGCCGGUGGACUCUGUCGAUGUGCCGACCAAAUUCGCAAAACGCAAUGCGGAUGGGAGUCGAGAUCCGAGAUGGCCCGCGGAGAAGGCAGGAUAUCGACACUUCGACGAGCAUCGAACCUGGGGCGCGCUGCAGAGGAUGUCACUCGCCAUGUUCGAGCGCGCCAGGGACGAGACGAUGGAUUGGAAGCAAUCGCUCCCUAUUCGGAACCCGGAGAGCUAUGCUUGGUUCGCACUCACGCUGGCGAUUCAGCUUGUUGUCGGACAAGACUGGUCAUCCGGCGCAGCGAGACCAGCGGGUUCUCCCCAUAUUCCAGUCACCGCUACCAUCCCUGGCGAUAGGCCACCGGCCCAUUUCAUCGACAAGCCCACAGGUGUUCCAAUUCCAGAUGUCAGUUUCGAGGAGUUGUUUUGGUCUGGUGUCGAUCAAGGCGAAAACAUCACGACGCUGGAAAACCACCUCGAUCCGACGACGUAUGACGAAGAGAUGACCACGACGCCGAGGGAGUGCCUUGAUGCGUUUCAUUCGAGUGGGAUGUUCUCCAACACCACCUUUAUCACCUCGACGAGGUCGCCGCUGAAGCAGCCUUGA